Symbiodinium natans is the source of this 165-nucleotide messenger RNA. Lineage: Eukaryota; Dinophyceae; Suessiales; Symbiodiniaceae. The record is from the annotation of a GenBank genome assembly.
AUGUACUACACUGAGAAGCAUUGGCACUCGGACGCGACGACCGAAGCUUCAAGAGCAGGGAAGCAUUGCGUUCUGGCAAAUCCAGAUCGACAAGGCCCAAGAGAGUACAUCGUCUUGGAGGAGUCACAUGUGUACCCUGAGUACAUUGUGGAGUUUGAAUGCUGA